AUGGCAGAGAAAGGAACCAGAGUUUUUAAAAAAGCAAGCCCCAAUGGCAAGCUGACGGUCUACCUGGGCAAGCGAGACUUUGUGGACCACGUGGACGGAGUGGAGCCCGUCGACGGCGUCAUCUUGAUCGAUCCGGACUACCUGAAGGAGAGAAAAGUCUUUGUGACGCUCACCUGCGCCUUCCGCUACGGGCGAGAAGAUCUGGACGUGCUGGGCUUGACCUUCCGCAAAGAUUUGUUCGUGGCCAACGCGCAGGUCUUUCCCCCGGCGACGGACCGGGGCCGCCGCGACCUGACUCGUUUGCAGGAGCGGCUGAUCAAGAAACUGGGGGAGCACGCCUACCCCUUCGCCUUCCAGAUCCCGCUUAACCUGCCGUGUUCGGUCACGUUGCAGCCGGGACCCGAGGACACCGGAAAGGCCUGCGGCGUGGACUUUGAAAUCAAAGUGUUUUGCGCCGACAACGCCGAGGAAAAGAUCCACAAAAGGAACUCGGUCCGCCUGGUGAUCCGGAAGGUUCAGUUCGCUCCGGAGAAAGCCGGGCCUCAGCCCAGCGCCGAGACCACCAGGCACUUCCUCAUGUCCGACAAAGCUCUCCAUCUGGAGGCCUCGCUGGACAAGCAGCUUUACUACCACGGCGAACCCAUCAGCGUCAACGUCCACGUCACCAACAACACCAACAAGACGGUCAAAAAGAUGAAGGUGUCCGUGCGACAGUACGCCGACAUCUGCCUCUUCAACACGGCGCAGUACAAAUGUCCGGUGGCGAGCCACGAGUCCGACGACGUGGUGGCUUCCAGCUCCACCUUCUGCAAAGUUUUCACCCUGACGCCGUUUCUGUCCAACAAUCGAGAGAAAAGAGGCCUGGCGCUGGACGGCAAGUUGAAGCACGAAGACACCAACUUGGCAUCCAGUACGCAGUUGCGCGAGGGGGCAGACAAGGAGAUGUUGGGCAUCGUGGUGUCCUACAAAGUCAAAGUCAAGUUGCUGGUGUCUCGCGGCGGACUCCUGGGAGAUCUGGCCCCCAGCGACGUGUCCCUGGAACUCCCUUUCACGCUGAUGCAUCCCAAGCCUCGAGAAGAGUCUCUCCACGGCCAAGAAAGUAAGAACCCGCCUCGCCACGCCCAGCCGCUGGCGCCGUUAGCCGCUCCCGCUAACGGACGCUUUUGUUCGGCAGCCGCCGCCGAUGACACCAACCUGAUCCAGUUUGACGCCAACGACGACGACAUCAUCUUCGAAGACUUUGCCCGACAGCGGCUGAUCGGCGCCAAAGACGACGAGGACGAAGAGGCGGCGGCGGCGCUCCACGACAGAUAG
Messenger RNA from Nerophis lumbriciformis (worm pipefish), 1314 nucleotides. NCBI's taxonomy places the organism in Eukaryota, Metazoa, Chordata, Actinopteri, Syngnathiformes, Syngnathidae. The record is from RefSeq and is a predicted model, not a curated record.